Syngnathoides biaculeatus (alligator pipefish) is the source of this 2948-nucleotide messenger RNA. It is a transcript of the gene aoc2, whose product is annotated as amine oxidase copper containing 2. Gene Ontology annotation, cellular component: plasma membrane. The record is from RefSeq and is a predicted model, not a curated record. Gene Ontology annotation, molecular function: copper ion binding; primary methylamine oxidase activity; quinone binding. NCBI's taxonomy places the organism in Eukaryota, Metazoa, Chordata, Actinopteri, Syngnathiformes, Syngnathidae. The coding region runs from base 26 to 2278 and encodes 750 amino acids. Gene Ontology annotation, biological process: amine metabolic process. The transcript is spliced from 5 exons.
ACUUCCUCUAGUUGCAGACUGGAAGAUGAACUCUUUGGUGAAAUGGGCUUUUUUUCUUUUCGUACUUGUGUCUCUUCUUUUAAAUAUUAUUCUGAUAUGCAUAUACUCUAGCAGGACACCCAAAUGUUCAGCUCAGCGUGUGCAUCCACUGAGGAUCAAACACAACGACCGCAGCCGCGUGUUCGCCGAUCUCACUCGAGAUGAGUAUUUGCAGGUCCAGCAGUACAUGCUUGAUCAGAAGGACUUGGAUAUAUCAAGCAGGCAGUUGACAAAGCCCUCGGAAAACUUUUUGUUCUUAAUAGACCUUUCCCUGCCCAGGAAAGCGGACGUUUUGUCUUACUUGGACGGCAUCAGCUCCGAGCCAGUGCGCGAAGCCACCGUGGUGGUCUUCUACGGUUCCAGGGGCCACAUUAAGGAGUAUGUCGUGGGUCCUCUACCUAACCCCACAUACCACCAAGAUGUCACCAAGAAGAGGUACAAGAUGGAGAUUCCUAUCAACGCGCGCACGGUGACCAUCGGGGAGUAUGAGUUAUUGUUCAAGUUUUUGCAGCAACAAGUGUUCUCCAAGCUGCCGCAACUCAUGAAAGAAAGCUUCGGUGACAAGAAGCUGGAACCAUUUGAGCAAAUGCCCCGCGGAGUGCGAUUAGGAGACAGAACAACCUGGGUGUCUUUCUUCAGGGACUUGAAAGGCAUUUACAUUCACCCGGUGGGCUUCGAGGUGCUCAUUAAUCACGGGAGCGUAAACGAAUCAGAAUGGAAAGUGGAGAAACUCAUGUAUAAUGGUCAGUAUUUCGAUACGGUAGAAGAUCUUCAGCAGAAAUAUGCCCUGGGGUCUGUUCAAAGAAUCAUUUACAAGGAGGCAGUUGAUUAUGGUUCUCUGAAGCCUAAGCAUAUGCCACUGCAGCUUGGCCCCAUUCAGUUCUACACGGAGGGCAAACGCUUCAGCGUGUGUGGCAACCAUGUCAUCUACCUGAACUGGAGCUUUGCUUUUGGCUUGAGUUCCCUCACUGGCAUGAGGGUGUUCGACGUGCGCUUUAAGGGAGAGAGGAUUGCAUAUGAGCUGAGCAUCCAGGAAGCAAUGUCUGUGUAUGGCUCAGUGACACCCGGGAUGAUGAUCACAAAGUUUUUGGACUCCAGCAUCGGAAUCGGCCGUUUUGCACACGAAUUGGUCCGUGGCACCGAUUGCCCCCAUGAAGCCACGUAUGUGGACACAUAUCGGUACAUUGAUGUCAAAUUACCAGUGAGAUUCAGGAAUUCAAUCUGUAUCUUUGAGUAUAACUUGGGCCAGCCCCUACGGAGGCACUUUGCUGACUUUUUUAGUUAUAGUUAUGGAGGUAUGGUGAACAGCGCGUUGGUGUUCAGGACAAUCACUGCGAUAGGAAACUACGAUUAUAUAUGGGAUUUCAUAUUCUACCAAAAUGGAGCUGUCGAAGCUAAGGUACACGCCACAGGAUAUAUCUCGUCAUCUUAUCUGGUAAAUGGCAGUUUGAAACAUGGUCACCAGGUAGCGGAAAAUGUCCUGGGGAACAUCCACACACACUUCAUCAACUUUAAGGUGGAUCUGGACGUGUUAGGAGUCAAGAAUGUGUUCCAGACCAAAGAUAUGGAGUUUGUGAAUGUGACAUUACCAUGGAUGCCCAAUCGCUACGCUAUGGUUCCUCAGCUAGUGGAGAAGCAACUUAAGACAGAACAGGAGGCAGCUCUGCGUCAUGGGACUAAAACUCCUCUCUACCUCCACAUUGCAAGCAACAAAACCAACGCAUGGGGUCAUCAGCGUUCCUAUAGACUCCAAGUAAUAAGCUUCACUGGAGAGCAUCUCCCAGAGAGUGAGAAAGAGGAGAGAGCCAUGUCCUGGGCCAGGUACAAGGUUGCAAUUACUAGGUAUAAAGAGUUAGAGCGGACAAGCAGCAGUUUGUAUAAUCAAAACAAUAUUUGGAACCCACCAGUUGACUUCAGCACGUACAUCAAAGACAAUGAAAACAUUGAAGAUGAGGAUCUGGUUGCCUGGGUGACUACUGGAUUCCUUCACAUCCCUCAUGCCGAGGAUAUCCCCAACACUGUAACUGUGGGAAAUGGUGGUGGGGUCUUGCUCCGACCCCAUAACUAUUUUGAUGAGGAACCUUCCAUUCACUCUGCUGAUGGGGUAUACUUCAGUCCAGGUAAUGAAAAAAGCUGUGAAUACAACAGGAUGGGCUGCCUUGCUCAAGAGACAUGCAGUCCUGUGCUGGAACCCUUUACAUACAAUGGGUUUGAUGGAGUAAUGAAGUUUGAGGAAUGAAUGUGAUUUUUGUUCAGCAAAGCGGAAAAGCUUCCUUCAGACAUAUGUGACACAUUUUAAAGGUAUGUCAAACAUUUUUGGAGGGAUGGUGAUUUUUGUCCAAAGUAAAAAUAAAAUGCAAUAUAAAACAGAUACCUAAGUGUCUGCAUGUCUUAUAUAACACAUUCAGUAGGUUUAAUAUGUUUUGUUCAUCGAUGUUAAAGUUGCUCGAUAAUGCACUUUGUCAUGCUGAUUUGGAUUUUAAACAUUCACAUAUAAAUUAAGUUUUUAACACCUGUUUAAUAUCUGUAUUUUCUAAACAUCUAAAACGGCAUUCUGCUUAUGUUAUACUUAUUUUGAGUCAAAAAGCAUUGUAUUUGUGUUGGGAAGAUGUUUUGUGAUUGUUCACUGAAAGUGUCACAUGCAAUUAUGCCGUACUUGUAUUGUUUAAUUUUACAUGUUAUAUUGUGUUUGUUGUUGUUUUUUUCUGCGGGCACUCCACUAGCAACCACAUCACCAAAACAUGCAUGUUCGGCACUUGAAAGGCAGAGCUUUGUAAUAUUGCUCACCUGGCAGACUAAAAGGGUAGAAAAUAAAAGAGCAAAUGAUUUAUCUUUCUCACACUAAGCAUUAAUGGAUCACCAACGUGCCUGUUAUGUAUUGUAUUGGGUGAAAUAAAAAGUUCUGUCAA